AUGGUGGCGGUCAUUGUCAAGGUGGCUGGACUUGUGGCGCUGGUGGCCGUGCUGCUACACUCCUACUAUGGUGAUCGUGUCGCCUUUCUCCCCUCCUCCAGCCAGAAGGGAACGAUUGACGGCCCCUUUGGGCGUGAAGCGGCCCUCCUUGGCGCACUCCAGAAGGCUCUCCGUACACGACACCCUCUGCCCCUCUUCAUAGGUCUUGGCUACAACACGAAUCUGGACCUGGUCGUCGAUGCGCUGGAGGUGGUACAGGCUCUUGGAGUCCAACCGCCGCAGGGACCCACCGAGCACCCGGUCAUCUCCUCUGCCACUGACCUGCAGGAGACGUUCGGCCACUACUUCAAGCAGGGAAGCGCCGCCGAGCGCUACGUGGCCGAUGUGCCCCUGUUCGAGCGGCUGGACGCCCAGGCAUCAGCCGUCUAUUCGACUGGUGGCAACGCCGCGCUCAUGGCCAACCGCCUCGCGGAGCUCGGAAGCGAGGUUUUCCUGGGAGGGCCGAUCGGGCCGCGGCUGGCGGAGCUGCUACACCCGAACAUCCAGCACAUGGGCGGCGAGGGCACCAAGGACGAGGUGCACCUCAUCCUCGAGUACCCGCGCGGCGCGCAGUGGGGCCACCUGACCGCGCCCCGGGCCAACCGCUUCAUCGCCGUCCACGACGAGACCAACUCGCAGCUGCUGGCGCUCGAGGAGUUCCACGCCGCGAUGGAGCCGUUCGAGCCCGACCUGAUCAUCCUGGCGGGCCUGCACCUGCUCGAGGGCCAGCCGGACCAGGUCAGGCGCGAGCGCGUGGGCGCGGUCAGGCGCGCGGUGGAGGAGACCGACCCCGAGGUGGACGUCCACUUCGAGCUGGCCUCCAUCUCCGACGAGGACCUGCUCCUGCUCGUCACCACCCAACUGAUCAGCCAUGUCGACUCACUGGGCCUCAACGAGCAAGAGCUGGGCGCGCUGGUGCAGGCCCUGGGGAAAAUGGACUCGUGCAACUCCGAGUGCAAGGUGCGCGUGGCCGAGCUGGAGCUGAGCGCGUUCACCAGCCCGACCGUCCACACGGUGACCGAUGCCCUCAAGCUUGUCUUCCAAGUGCUGGACCACAAGGAUCCUCAGCAGCGGCUCCUCACUCGCAUCCACUUCCACUACCUCAGCUUCCAUGUCGUGGCCGAACGACGGACGACGCCGACAGCCAGCGCGAGGUGGCGGAGAUGGGGAUCGGGCGCCAUGUCGGUGGUGGGCGGGAGCCUGGGCGCCACGGCGCGUGCCUGCGGGGACGGCCGGUGGGACGUGUCGACGGCCGACGUCGAGGUGCGGCUGCAGCGGGAGACCCUGCCCCAGGCGCACCACGACGAGCGGCGGACCGACGUCCAUAUCGACCCCGUGGAGCCCGUCACCAUGUGGGAAGAGGGCGACGCCGUCUACUACCUCGCGCCCGUGCUCGUGUGCAAGCGACCCACACGCACCGGCUGGUGUACGCCCUUCAGAUGA
Molecule: messenger RNA, 1482 nt
Organism: Acanthamoeba castellanii str. Neff
Lineage: Eukaryota; Discosea; Longamoebia; Acanthamoebidae
Product: ADPdependent glucokinase
Exons: 8
Coding region: 1-1482 (493 amino acids)
Biological process (GO): glucose metabolic process
Cellular component (GO): endoplasmic reticulum
Molecular function (GO): ADP-specific glucokinase activity
Source: RefSeq, a predicted model, not a curated record